AUGAGCAACAAUGAGAGUCAACAUCAACGACAUCUUCUUCUUGGUGUAACAGGAAGUGUUGCAACUAUUAAAGUAAAUGAACUUGUUCGUAAUUUUAAUAGUCAUAAUAUCGACACGAUUAUUAUUCCAACUGAACGAGCUAAACAUUUUAUUAAUUUUGAAGAUUCUUGGUGUUCUCAUGGAUCCAUUACUGAAAUAAAAACUCCAUGUUAUUUUGAAGAUAAUGAUGAAUGGUCAUCAUGGAAAGUACGUGGUGAUCCUGUUUUACAUAUUAUACUUCGUGAUUGGGCUGAUAUACUUUUGAUUGCACCACUUGAUGCUAAUACAUUAGCUAAAAUGACUGUUGGUUUAUGUGAUAAUCUUUUAACAAAUGUUGUUCGUGCUUGGGAUUUAAAAAAAAGAAAACCAUUAAUUAUUGCACCUGCAAUGAAUACAGCAAUGUUUGAACAUCCUCUUACACGACAACAUUUAGAUGUGUUAACCAAAACUUUUGGAUACAUAGAAAUUCCUUCUAUUGAAAAAACAUUAAUGUGCGGACAAACUGGUAUCGGUGGCAUGGCAUCAGUAGAAACUAUCAUUGAACAAACUUUGAAAACAUUUCAACAGAUCUCAAAUGAUGAAAUAUAA
Molecule: messenger RNA, 627 nt
Organism: Rotaria sp. Silwood2
Lineage: Eukaryota; Metazoa; Rotifera; Eurotatoria; Philodinida; Philodinidae
Source: the annotation of a GenBank genome assembly